Lonchura striata (white-rumped munia) is the source of this 2693-nucleotide messenger RNA. It is a transcript of the gene MYORG, whose product is annotated as alpha-galactosidase MYORG. Lineage: Eukaryota; Metazoa; Chordata; Aves; Passeriformes; Estrildidae. The record is from RefSeq and is a predicted model, not a curated record. Gene Ontology annotation, biological process: skeletal muscle fiber development; carbohydrate metabolic process. Gene Ontology annotation, molecular function: hydrolase activity, hydrolyzing O-glycosyl compounds.
UUCCUUCAUCCUUGUUCUCUGGGACAAAGUGAGGCUGCAGCCAAGAGAGAGUCACAGGAAUCCUGGCACAGACAUGCUCCAAAAAAGUUCAACACAGCUGCCAGUGAGCAGGCUGUCACUGCAGAGAGAAGUAAGCCAGAGGUAGAGGGCAGAGAGGCUGGGUUGCAGACACAGCAGAGGAGCAGCGGCCCUGAGCAGAUUUUAUUUGGGUUUUUUUGGUGUUCAUAACCCUCUGUUUUAUGAAAAACCAUUAUAGGUGUGAGAAGCCAAGCUUUGGAAAGGACAUUGUGACAAAGCUUCAUGUAGCAGCUUGGAUUUUCUAUUCACCAGUUGGAGUAAAAGAAUUGAGCAGCAAAGUUGCUAACCAGGUGUUGAGGCUGCAAAGGGAUAAUGGACACUCAGCUUACUCACCGCUCAGGAAAACAUGGAAACUUAAAGGACGAUGCCAAAGAAGGGCACUUGACUGAAAAUGUAACACCAGUGAAGCCCUCCAAGGAGCUGAGGCCAAUGUUGGGCACCAUCUUGCUGGGCCUCAUCCUGUUCAUUGCUGCUGUGGUGGCCUGGUGCUACUACACGGUGUCCCUGAGGAAGGCAGAGCGGCUCAAAACGGAGCUGAUGGACCUGCGGGCGGACGGCUUCAUCAUCCGCAACCAGCACGGGGAGGUGGUGUUCCGGCUGGCCUUCCGCUCGGGCAACCUGGACCUGGAGUCGUGCUCCAAGGAGGGCGAGAUCCUGAGCUGCUCGCGCUCGAGCCAGGGGCCGCUCAACUUCUUCAUCCAGACGGUGAAGCCCAAGGACACGGUGAUGUGCUACCGUGUGCGCUGGGAGGAGCUGGCGGCCGGCCCGGCCGUGGAGCACACCAUGUUCUGGGAGGACGCCCACUGGUACGGGGGCUCAGAGAUGAGCAUCCAGCACUGGCCCAUCCGCCUGGCCGGCUACCAGGAGCCCGUGCCCUACGUGACCAGUGACGUCUACUCCUUCCGCGACAGCUUUGGCGGCAUCCUCGAGCGCUACUGGCUCUCCUCCAAGGCGGCGGCCAUCAAGAUCAACGACUCCGUGCCCUUCCACUUGGGCUUCAAUGCCACCGAGCGUGCUCUCUUCUUCCAGGCCCGCUACAAGGACUCGCCCUACAAGCCCCCGCCAGGCCAGCAGCCCUUCCCCGAGCUCAGCUACCGUGUCUGCGUGGGUUCCGACAUCACCUCCAUCCACAAGUACAUGGUGCGCAGAUACUUCAACAAGCCCUCCAAGAUCCCUGCUGAGAACGCCUUCCGAUACCCCAUAUGGUCCACCUGGGCCCUCUACAAGAAUGAUAUCGACCAAGAUAAACUCCUGCGGUUUGCUGAAAAGAUCAAGAAAUACCAUUUUAACUGCAGCCACAUUGAGAUUGAUGACAUGUACACCCAAGCCUAUGGGGACUUUGACUUUGACCCUGUCAAGUUCCCCAAUGUAACAGAGAUGUUUGCAAAGCUGAGGGAAGAUGGGUUUAAGGUCACUCUGUGGACUCACCCUUUCAUAAACUACAAUUCCUCCAAUUUUGGUGUGGGGAUUGAGCGUCAGCUGUUCAUCAAGGAGCCGUCAGGGCGGCUGCCAGCCAUGGUGGAGUGGUGGAACGGCAUCGGGGCCAUCCUGGACUUCACCAACCCAGCAGCCCGUGACUGGUUCCAGAGCCACCUGCGCCAGCUCCGGCACAAGUAUGGCAUCUCCUCCUUUAAGUUUGACGCGGGCGAGACCAGCUACCUGCCCAAGCAGUUCAGCACCUUCCGCCCGCUGUCGGACCCCAGCAUCUGGUCCCGGCGCUACACGGAGAUGGCCAUCCCCUUCUACGAGCUGGCCGAGGUGCGGGUGGGCUACCAGUCACAGAACAUCUCCUGCUUCUUCCGCAUCAUUGACCGUGACUCUGUCUGGGGCUACGAGCUUGGCCUCAAGUCCCUCAUCCCCACUGUCCUCACCAUCAGCAUGCUGGGGUACCCAUUUGUACUGCCAGAUAUGAUUGGAGGAAACUUCCUCCCCAACAAGACGGAGGGGGCGGUGGAGAUCCCCAACCGGGAGCUGUACGUGCGCUGGCUGGAGCUGUCAGCCUUCAUGCCCUCCAUGCAGUUCUCCAUCCCACCCUGGCUCUACGACAAGGAGGUGGUGGAGAUCGCGCAGAAGUUCACGCAGCUCCACGAGUCCCUGGUGGCUCCGCUGCUGCUGGAGCUGGCAGGGGAGGCGACCGACACGGGCGACCCCAUCAUCCGUCCCAUCUGGUGGAUCUCGCCCCGCGACGAAGCCACUCACCGGAUCGACUCCCAGUUCCUCAUUGGGGACACCCUGAUGGUGGCUCCUGUGCUGGAGAUGGGCAAGCAGGAGCGGGAUGUCUACCUGCCAGCGGGCAAGUGGCGCAGCUACAAGGGAGAGCUGUUUGAGAAGACCCCGGUGCUGCUCACCGACUACCCUGUUGACCUGGAUGAAGUUGCCUAUUUCCUCUGGGUUUCCUAACAGGGUCCUCUUCAGCUGUGCAAUGGACUCAGUGAUUAGUGGCUUUAAUGACCUGGGAAUUCUAAUAGUUUUUAAUGUAGCAAUAUUUGAGUUUGAAGUUUGAAGGAGACACUGAGACCUCUGUUCUGUGUGGCAAUUGUUCUACAAUAACUUAUUAAAAUGUAUUGGAUGGGUGUUCUUUGUUACUGCAUUGUGAUAAAUGUAGUGUACAGAAA